This is a messenger RNA of Cuscuta epithymum, 2113 nucleotides long. The record is from the annotation of a GenBank genome assembly. NCBI's taxonomy places the organism in Eukaryota, Viridiplantae, Streptophyta, Magnoliopsida, Solanales, Convolvulaceae.
GCUCACACCCUCUUCCCCACUCCGCCUCUGUUUCUCCCCUCCCGGCCGGCCGCUCCUCCACAAUUCAUACCCCUUCCGAUCUUCCUCCUCCCUCAACCGCCACCGGAAAACUGUUCAUGAAAGACAAGGGUAAUGUGGUAAAUCCCUCACCCAGAAUCUGUGACUGCAGAGGAUAAAGUGGAGUAACAUUGAUGAUUGAUGAGACCUUUCGCUGAAAAAAUGGCCGGCGGUUCUUUUUCCGGCGAAAAGAAGCCGCAUUGGUGGCUUACCAACCGAAAGAUUGCUGAGAAAUAUUUGAAGGAUGCGAAGCUUCUUCUUGAAACUAAUGAACCAAAAGCCAUGGCUUCUGCUCUGAGUCUUCUGGAUGCGGCCCUUUCUCUGUCUCCCCGGAUGGAGGUCGCCGUUGAGUUAAAGGCCCGGACUUUGCUGGUUCUCCGGCGGUAUAAGGACGUCGCCGAAAUGCUACAGAGUUAUAUUCCCAGCCUUAAUAGAGAAUCUUUCGAUGAAUCGGCGUCGACAUGUUCGUCUUCUUCAGAGUCGUCGGAUGGGUCUUUCAGGAAGGAGCAAGUCAAGCUUCUCUUCUCCGGGAUUGGCUCGCCGGGCCGGGCCGGCGAUUCCAUUUUCAAGUGCAUCUCUGUCUCCGGCUUGAAAAAGAAGCUCAUGGCUGGCCUCUGUAAAAGCUGCCAAAAGGAUGGACCGUGGAGGUACUUAAUAUUGGGACAAGCAUGUUACCAUUUGGGGUUAAUGGAAGACGCUAUGGCCCUUUUACAGACCGGAAAACGCAUCGCCUCCGACGCUCUACGGCGUCAGAGCAUUUGCUGGUCCGACGACAGUUUCUCAUUCUCCAAAUUCCCGAUCUCCGGCGAGAUUCCGAACUCCCCUUCGACGGCGCCGAUGACAGAGCCCGAUACCAUUUCCCAGAAGCUCAACCACAUUAAGCAGCUCCUCCGGCGAAAGACGUCGGCGAUCGCCGCGAUGGACGCCGGGCUCUACCAGGAAUCCAUCCGGCACUUCACCAAGAUCGUCGACGGCCGGCGUGGAGCCCCCCAGGGGUUCCUCGCGGAGUGCUACGCGCGAAGAGCCUCUGCCUUCCAAUCCGCCGGAAAAAUCGCUGACGCAAUUUCCGAUUGCAACCGGUCGCUGGCAUUGGAGCCUUCUUCCGUUGAAGCUCUGAGAACCAGAGCUUCCCUGUUCGAGACAAUCCGAUGUUUGCCCGACAGUCUUCACGAUCUGGAACACCUGAAACUGCUCUACAACACGAUGCUACGUGAUCGGACGUUGCCCGGACCGUUAUGGAAACGCCAGAACGUUCAGUACAGGGAAAUUCCGGGAAAGCUCUGUUCUUUGGCCGCGAAAAUUCAGGAAUUGAAAAAAAGGGUCGCUUCCGGUGAGACAAGAAACGUAGAUUACUAUGGAUUGAUGGGAUUGAAGAGAGGAUGUUCAAGAGCAGAAUUGGAAAGAGCCCAUUUGUUGCUUAAUCUGAGACAUAAACCCGAUAAGGCGAUGAGCUUCGUUGAGAGAUGUGAGUUUCCAGAUGAAAAAGACAUUGAAGCAGCUAGAGACAGAGCAAAGAUGUCUGCUUUAUUACUUUAUAAAUGGCUUCAGAGGGCUCAUGCAAGUUUACUGAAAACCGUCAUUGAAGAAGAAGAAUCAGAGAAACAGAACAGAGCUAUAGCUGCCGCUGCUGCGGUGGUAAUUCAAGAACCCAAAGUAGAAGAGACACCACCGCCGGCGCCGGUGUUUCACGGUGGGUUCUGCCGGGAUCUCGCCAUGGUUGGGAGUUUGUUAUCUCAAUCUGGGUUUAGUCAUCCCAUUCCCAUGAAUUAUGAGGCAGUGAGUUGCUGAGAAUCCCAGAGCUUAACAGUAUUGAACUACCUGGGCGGAAAUGCCCGAGGAUAAUUGAUUAUAAUUAUUGUUAUAAUUAUAAUUGUUGCUUCGUAAAUGAAGGAGGGAUUAUGUACAAAUUGAUGCCUGAAUGGAUGAAAAUAAGCAAAUCUGUAGCUUGGCAGCAGGGAUUUUCUUGAUCUUUUUCUGCUUGAGAAUGUAAAUGUUCUGUUUGUUAUUGGGUCAGAUUACUAAUUUUCUUGAUUCUUCACCCUUUUUAAUGUUUCCG